AUGUCUGGACGCGGAAAGCAGGGCGGUAAGGCUCGCGCCAAGGCCAAGACGCGGUCGUCCCGCGCCGGGCUCCAGUUCCCGGUGGGCCGCGUGCACCGCCUGAUCAGCAAGGGCAACUACUCGGAGCGGGUCGGGGCCGGCGCGCCAGUGUACCUGGCGGCCGUGCUGGAGUACCUGACGGCCGAGAUCCUGGAGCUGGCGGGCAACGCGGCCCGCGACAACAAGAAAACGCGCAUCAUCCCGCGCCACCUGCAGCUGGCCAUCCGCAACGACGAGGAGCUCAACAAGCUGCUGGGCAAGGUCACCAUCGCGCAGGGCGGCGUCCUGCCCAACAUCCAGGCCGUGCUGCUGCCCAAGAAGACCGAGAGCCACCACAAGGCCAAGGGCAAGUAA
Echinops telfairi (small Madagascar hedgehog) is the source of this 393-nucleotide messenger RNA. RefSeq names its product histone H2A type 1-D-like. The coding region runs from base 1 to 393 and encodes 130 amino acids. The transcript has a single exon. The record is from RefSeq and is a predicted model, not a curated record. Gene Ontology annotation, cellular component: nucleosome. Gene Ontology annotation, molecular function: protein heterodimerization activity; DNA binding; structural constituent of chromatin. Lineage: Eukaryota; Metazoa; Chordata; Mammalia; Afrosoricida; Tenrecidae.